UGAAGUCAGCCUUCAUCAGCCGAAUAGUUUAUGCAUGAAUCGAAACUUCAGACCUGGCAGGGUGGGGGAACGUGCAGGAUCUGCGCUCUUUUAGAAUGCUGGAGCCAAGGAAGGAGGAGGGGAUAGAGGAAAUAGCAGGAAAAUAAGACUGGGGAAGCGGGGAGAGAUUUGAGAAGCUGGAUGAGUGUUUCGCUCUGUUAUUGUGAGGAGCCAAGUUCCUUAAGCAUCUCCUGGUGGAUAUUAAGAGGGAGCUGUGGAGGCUGGAGCGUUCCCCUGGACACUCGCAUGCUGUAGCUUUAAGACUGUUUUACAGAGGACUCGGGAUUUCCAGUUUUCCUGUGCCUGGUGGAGUAUUCCAGGGAGUUACAGGAUUUUUCGGGUCAUGUACCCCCUUUUUCUUUCUUCUUCCUCCUUUCUCUUUCUCUCUUACUCUUCUUUUUCAUUUCAAAGAGACAAAGCUACUUCAGUUUGGAGCACAAACAUAUGAUCAGCACAUGGAAAUGUGGUAAUUUGGAUGCAUUCAUGAUUGCAACAGAUUGAAGAAAUUAGACCAGACAAAGAGCUUUUUUUGGAAGAGGAGGAGGAAGAGGCAAGGCAAGGAGGGAGGGAGAGUGGGGGAAAGAAGGGGACGCCACCGAAAAAAGGGACGGCCGUGACACGCGGAUGCUAAAUAUAUCCCGUAGUAAUGGAGAGGGACCGGAUUUCAGCUCUGAAAAGAUCUUUUGAGGUCGAGGAGGUAGAUCAGUCUUCGAAUUCCUCCACCCCACAAAGACGGGCCCCGAACACCCUCCUCAGGUCCACCGUGUCCAGCUCCACGCAGAAGUUUCAGGAACUUGGCGCCAGGAAUUCGGAGCCAUCCGCCCGACAUGCAGAACCCACAGUCCAAAGAUCACCCAAGCCCCCUCUGAGGAGAGUGGAGCUCUCUGGACCCAAACUGCCCGAGCCAGUGUCCAGAAGAACAGAAAUCUCCAUUGACAUCUCAUCCAAGCAGGUGGAGAACUCCACCUCAGGGUUGUCAAGGUUUGGCCUCAAACGAGCAGAUGUGCUGGGUCACAAACCCCCCGAGCCCACCCCAAGGAGGACUGAGAUCACCCUCGGCAAGCCCCAGGAGCCGGGUCUCCGGAGGGUGGAGGCGCCGGCAUCAAAGAUCCCGGAGAUGCCGCAGCGAAGAGCUGAGACAGCCAGCGCUCCCGCGCCUGACACGGCCACCAAGCGCGUGGAAAUCCAGGUAGCAAAAGCUGCUGAGGUCUCAGCCCCACCAGCACGGCAGGUAGAGAGCUCAGAGCCUCCCCUGCCCGCCCAGCCUCCCCAGGCAGAGCCAAAGCUGCAGCCGGUGCCGAUGGAGAGCCCACCAAAGAGAGAAGAAGGUCCAGAGGCAGUUCCCAGCCACGCACCCAGCAUGACAGACACUCCACGGGAUGCCGGCCCCAAGCCGGCGGCGCCGACGCGGCCGGAGAAACCGGCUGCGGACUUCGGCUACGUGGGGAUAGACGCCAUCCUGGAGCAGCUGAGACGGAAAGCCAUGAAGCAGGGGUUCGAGUUCAACAUCAUGGUCGUGGGUCAGAGCGGCUUGGGGAAAUCCACAUUAAUCAACACCCUCUUCAAAUCCAAAAUCAGCCGGAAAUCUGUACAGCCCACUUCUGAGGAGCGGAUCCCCAAGACCAUUGAAAUCAAAUCCAUCACUCACGAGAUUGAAGAGAAGGGGGUUCGCAUGAAGCUGACGGUCAUCGACACCCCGGGGUUUGGAGACCACAUCAACAAUGAGAACUGCUGGCAGCCCAUCAUGAAGUUCAUCAACGACCAGUACGAGAAGUACCUGCAGGAGGAAACCAACAUUAACCGGAAGAAGCGGAUCCCUGACACGCGGGUCCACUGCUGUAUAUAUUUCAUCCCAGCCACGGGCCACUCGCUCCGACCGCUGGACAUCGAGUUCAUGAAGCGCCUGAGCAAAGUGGUCAACAUCGUCCCCGUGAUCGCAAAGGCUGACACGUUAACGCUGGAGGAGAGGGACUACUUCAAGCAGCGGAUAAUGGCUGAUCUUCUGGCCAACGGGAUCGACGUGUACCCUCAGAAGGAGUUUGAUGAGGACUCUGAAGAUCGGCUAGUGAACGAGAAAUUCCGGGAAAUGAUCCCAUUUGCAGUGGUGGGCAGUGACCAGGAAUACCAGGUUAAUGGAAGAAGAAUCCUUGGAAGGAAGACCAAGUGGGGCACCAUUGAAGUGGAGAACACGACACACUGUGAGUUCGCCUACCUGCGGGACCUCCUCAUCAGGACACACAUGCAGAACAUCAAGGAUAUUACCAGCAACAUCCACUUCGAAGCCUACAGGGUCAAGAGGCUGAACGAGGGCCAGGGCUCGCUCUCCAACGGCGUGACCGACAAAGAGCUGGUGGCUAACGAAAUGUAACCGUCUCGCUCCGUAGCCAGGACCUUGCUCGCUCACGCUCGCUAUUUCUCCCCUCUCCCCCCUUUAUUUUUAUAUAAAUCCUCUGCCACUGUCCCCCUUCCCCUCAGUGGGUCCCCCACCCCCUGCCAUGUUAACUGACCAAAUAAACCAGGUGUGGAGCG
Molecule: messenger RNA, 2568 nt
Organism: Manacus vitellinus (golden-collared manakin)
Lineage: Eukaryota; Metazoa; Chordata; Aves; Passeriformes; Pipridae
Gene: SEPTIN9
Product: septin 9
Exons: 11
Coding region: 686-2407 (573 amino acids)
Biological process (GO): cytoskeleton-dependent cytokinesis
Cellular component (GO): microtubule cytoskeleton; septin complex; septin ring
Molecular function (GO): molecular adaptor activity; GTPase activity; GTP binding
Source: RefSeq, a predicted model, not a curated record